Molecule: messenger RNA, 606 nt
Organism: Acanthosepion pharaonis
Lineage: Eukaryota; Metazoa; Mollusca; Cephalopoda; Sepiida; Sepiidae
Source: the annotation of a GenBank genome assembly
AUGGGUGCUGUGUGUGCACACAAUGUAAUUACUUUAAUCAAAACCACUGCAACCAACUUCAAAUCUCUUGUUUGGGCAACUUCUUCCUCUUGCACACCAACCAAAUUUUCGAGUGUCAAUAUUCGAGGAAUUCAAAGGCUGGGGACUUGUCCCAAAUUCUUUCUUUCUUUCACUUUCCUUUUCUUUUUGCUUUUCUUCUUUCUCGUUCUCUCAAAUUCCUGCUCUCUCUUUCAUUUCUUCUUCUCUCUAGUUCUCUUCCUUGAUUUCAUUUUUUGUUCUCUCCUUUUUUAUCAGAAUUUCUUUUUUUCUUUUCUUUUUUCUUUUGUCCUUCUUCUUUGUUUUCCUUUCUCCAUUCUUUCUUUUAUUAAUUUUUUUUAUUGCCUUUCUUAUCUUUCUUUUCUUAUCUUUCUUUUUUUUCAUCAUAAUUUUUCUUUCAUAGUUAUUUCAUCUAUUUUUCGCUCAUUAAUAUUUUUCAAAGUUUUAUUUUCUUUCACUUUUUGCAUCCUUUCUUUUUAUGCACAUUUUUCUAAUAUCAUUCAUUUUUCUUUUACCUUUUUUACCCAUCUUUUUUCUAUCACAUUCUUAACUAUUUCUACUCCCCUUUAA